UUUAUUUUAAUGCAUCGCAAAAGUGCAAUGUACCUCAACUGGUAGUCGUUAUAUAAACACUUUCAUUAAUACAGUUGUGAGCUCUCGAGAGAGUGGACUAUAUACAGUGCAUUUGUGUUUUACAUUGUGGUAUCCAGAAACAUUUAAAGAAAACAGGUGCUAGUGCGAAACAUGAGCCAAGAGAAGAAAUGGGAGCCUUUAAAGAAAGUGGGCAUCAUUGGUGUGCCUUUUGAGAAGGGCCAGAAGAAAUAUGGCGUCAGCGUGGCACCCGCGGCCCUACGGUAUGCCGGUCUCAUUCAGCAGCUAAGUGAAAUCGAUGGGCUCGACGUGAAAGACUAUGGCGACAUAGAAACGCCAGGGAUCGAAGAAGUAAAAAUGGAGAAUAUGGCACAUUUGGCGCUGGUGUCAGCCUGCAACAAAAAACUGUCAGAACGCGUCUCUCAAGUUCUCAGAGAUGACAGAGUCGUUGUCACCAUUGGGGGCGACCACUCCAUUGGAGUCGGCACCGUGGACGGCCACUACCAAGUGAACAACGACAUGAUCCUGAUCUGGGUGGACGCUCAUGCCGAUAUCAACACAAAUAAAACUUCGGAUUCUGGCUCUGUACAUGGAAUGCCAGUAGCUCUUCUAGUCAAAGAAUUCAACAAUUAUUGGCCUUACCUUCCAACAAUGGACUGGCAGGAGCCCUUAUUCUCCAUAAAGAGCUUAGGAUACAUAGGCUUGCGAUCCGUGGACCAUUAUGAGAGGCUAGCUAUUGAAAAAUACAAAGUACCCACAUUUGCUAUGGAAGACGUUGAAGAACAUGGAAUCAAGAAUUCAAUAGAGCACGUGCUGAAGAAAUUGGAUCCUGAAAACAAGCGGCCUAUCCACGUUAGCUUCGAUAUUGAUGCCUUGGAUGCAUUGGAAGCACCCAGCACUGGCACUCCAGUUCGUGGUGGCCUAUCACUUCGCGAGGCUAUCAAUCUCAUGGAGAUAGUAUACGCAACCGGCCGUCUGCGAGCUGUGGACCUCGUAGAGAUCAACCCUGCCCUUGGCAACGAAAAUGACAGGAAGCAAACCAUCGAGGCGGGACUCUGCGUGCUGAAGGCAGCCCUAGGCUUCUCGAGACGCGGCACCGCCCCUCGUGGAGUGAAGGACCUGCCCAUACAAGACCAUGCUCAUUAACGACUGAUUAGCACGUAACAACUAAAUCAUACUAUCAACAAUGUUACUUCAAUGGCAAUGUUUCAACAGUUUUCAUUUAUAUUUGAUAACGUUUAUUUUUUUUAGUUAAUCUACAUACCUAUCUAUGGUAUACUACUAACUGGUAAACUUAUUGAACUAUGUACCUAUAUUUAUUAACGGUGUUUAGGUUUACUAAGUAUGUAAGUAUAACCGGCAAAAAAUGUGGCAAAUUACUAUGAUUGUCGUUACAUUGACUUGUAACGACCUUGUGCGAUGUCGACGUUGAUACAAGUACCUAGUUCACAAACUCACAAUAAAGUAUUAUCUAAAGAA
This is a messenger RNA of Spodoptera litura, 1497 nucleotides long. It is a transcript of the gene arg, whose product is annotated as arginase. Gene Ontology annotation, molecular function: manganese ion binding; arginase activity. Gene Ontology annotation, cellular component: cytosol; cytoplasm; nucleus. Lineage: Eukaryota; Metazoa; Arthropoda; Insecta; Lepidoptera; Noctuidae. The record is from RefSeq and is a predicted model, not a curated record.